Ostrinia nubilalis (European corn borer) is the source of this 787-nucleotide messenger RNA. RefSeq lists its product as uncharacterized. The record is from RefSeq and is a predicted model, not a curated record. The transcript is spliced from 3 exons. NCBI's taxonomy places the organism in Eukaryota, Metazoa, Arthropoda, Insecta, Lepidoptera, Crambidae. The coding region runs from base 213 to 620 and encodes 135 amino acids.
UCAGUGCGUUUCGCGAUUUUUAUGAUACACUCUUUGUUAUGUGUUUUUUCUUUAAACCUGAUAUUGGCCGAUUCAACCACAGAAAAAGAAUAUUAGCCAUAACCAUAAAAGUUGAAGUUCAAAUGUCAAUGUCAUUUAGUUUCGCACAGUGAUAAAUUCCAGUGACAUGCAAUUAUUGUAAUGGCAAAAUAUUUGUAAGAAACUGCAAACAAAUGCAAAUGUGCAGUCGAUGUGUGGAAUGCGACAACAUUAUACUCGAUAAUUUCAAUUAUUGCGAGUGUUGUGGCUUAGAAACAAUUCGGCAGAUAAGAAUAAACAAGGCUCGGGCACUAUCAAACCUUUUUCCUAAAAAGCAAAAAGUUGCUUCUGCUGCAUCACAAGAUUUAUUUGAUGACUUUCAGGUUGAUAACCAAGAGUUGACGCUAAUCGAGGAUUCAUUGAUGAUUGAUGAUGCUUCUUCGGAUAACAAGAAAAAACAGCUACUGUCAGUCAGCAGUGAUGAUGCUUCUUCGAACAACAAGGAAAAACAGCUGCUGUCAGUCAGCAGUGAUUUUAUUUCUUUAGAAGAAGAAGAGAAAGAAAACAUAUCAAAUGGCGGACAGACCCCCGAAAAAACGUAAAUAUUCAAGCAGGUUUAGUACAGAAUAUCAGCCCCCCAGGACUAACUAUUUACAUUAAGCACUUUCAAAUAACACCAUUCAAGUAUCAGUACAUUCAGUUGGUUCUAUGAUUUAUGAAUGUGUUCAAUGUCAAGCACUUCAUUUUUUAGGUGAAAAAAUUAAAAAUC